UAGGAACUACAAAAAGAACUUGAUGCUGAAAAGGCUAAAGUGAGAGGACUUGAAUAUGGCGAAAAUAUUCAACCUGAGCCUGCAGUGACUGCAAAUAAUAGAGAAACAGUAAACGUGUUAUUAGAAAGAAUCAAAGAACUUGAGAAUGAGGCGUUGGUCUUGCAACAGCUUGUUGACUCUAAAGAAGUCGCGAUUGAUAAACUGCAUGAUUCUGUUCAGAGCAUGGAGGCUGAGAAAGAGACAUCUCAGAUGCAGAAUUUACUGGAUGCUCUUUCCAAGGUCACUCAUUUAGAAGAACAUAUAGCUCGACGAGAUCAAACUAUACAAGAUUUAGAAAAUGAGAUAGAAUUGAACAAAUCACAAGCGGUGCUCAGCAAUGAACUUCAAGAUAUUCUUUCUAUGAAAGAUGAGGAGAUGAACAAGAUUUCUAAGAAAUGUAAAAUGUUGGAAGAAGAGUUAGGAGAAGCCAGGAAGUUCUCUGAUCAAAAUGCUUCAAAUGAAGAGAGAAAAUAUAAGGAAGAGUUGCAGAAGAAAGAAGAAGUGUUUGACAGUCAUUCAAAGUUCAUGAAGUCAAAGGUAUGUGGAUAUGAUCGCUUUACAGCAAGUAGUAUACGCUUACCUAAUGGACCUAUUCCCUAAUGAACAAAAUUUUGAUCUGGACAAGUCUAGACAAAAAUUUCAUCACAGCUUGAAAGAGCAUCAAAAAAUUAGUAAUAUUCCGAAGUUUCGUUGCGAAAUGUUUUAAAAUGCGGUUACUAUAGCCCUACGAAGUUUGCCGUUUUUCAGUCAUUUUGUAUUAAGCACGGGAAAUUGAUACCGCUUUCUGAAAAAAGGUAUCAAUUUCCCGUGCGUGAUACAAAAUGACUGAAAACCGGCAAAAUUUGCAGGGCUAUAUUAUCCGCAUUUUACAACAUUUCGCAACGAAAUUUCGGAAUAUUACUAAUUUUGUGAUGCUCUUUCAAGCUGUGAUGAAAUUUUUGUCUAGACUUGUCUAGUUCAAACUAGAUUUUGUUCAUUAGGGAAUAGGUCCAUUACCUGUACAGUACAUACAUGUACUUUGCCCAUUGCCCAUUUUAUCUGUACAACAAUUGUGAUAUUACUUUCUUAACUGUGUUUAUUAUACCCACCCUGUCAACUUUCCCUGUGGGAGGAAACCGGAGCACCCGGAGAAAACCCACGACUUUCGGCCGAGCGUUGACUGACUCCUUUCACAUGAGUCCGUAGCGAGAAUCAAACCCACGAUCUCAGAGGUGAAAGACGCUUGCUCUGACAACUGUGCCACCAAAGCCUUUAUAUGUAUUAAAUAGCUACGAAGUGUUGUAUAUGAGCUGAUGUAUAUGUUCCAUGUGUUGGUUUAGAAUAUUCUAAGCCGAUAUACUCCAGAUGAUCUUCAUACGCGGAAAAGUACUGGCACUAGUUGUCAAAUAGAAAUCCAUUUUGUGAUUAAAACAACUGAAUAUCUCCUGUAAUAUACUUUAUUUCGAUUCCAUAUUUUUGUCAGAGCUAUAGUUCUCAUAAGAAAACAUAAUUACAAAAUUUCAACUAGUUUCAUAAAGAAUAACGAAAGAUAUAAUUGACUGAAUACAACAAAAUGGAUUUCUAUUCGGACAACCCUUUCUGAGCGCUGAUUGGCUAAAAUACGAACACGAGAUCACCUGGCUAGAAUUCAAAUUAACAAAAUUCAUAACCUGCACAUACACGACACUGGGUUAAGAUACCUCUGUUCCGAGUUAUGGAUACGAGUUGCGUCAUGUUGUUUAGUAAUUUUCACUCAUGUCUGCGAAUUUGAUCUCACUUUAUGCACAUGCUCUACUGCAAAAGAACAUGUACGGUAAUUAUGUCGGCGCCAGAUCAGAGUACAGUAUCUUAUCGACUUAUCUUCUCAAUUGCUCACAAGAAACCGGUUAUCAAGCAUUAUUGAUAGAGUGCCGCUCACAGGCCCCUUUUUCAAUUUGUACAGACACAUUUUAAAACCGUGUCACCUUAUUUCCUCUCUGUACUCUGUGGUGCUGGGGGGAGAAAAUCCCAAUGUCAUUUUGAUCGGAAAUUUUGCAUUUAGAUAACUCAAGGUUCUAUGAGACACCAUUUCCCGCCUUCUCAAAAUUGCAUUACUUUUCAUAAGAGACGAAGAAAUAUUCAUGCUAUGAUAAUGGCGUACAUGUAUUUAAUAGUUAAAAAUCUAAACUAAAUCCAUCAUUCUUGGAACCAUAUCUACAAACGCUCCUUACACAUCAAGCUCCUUCAGUAAAUCGUCGUUGUCCUCAGUCGAGACCUAGCUUCGAAAAUGUAACGUGUAUCCCCCCUUUCUCUACAGAUUUAGCCUUUUUUCCCUCGCUCCACCCCCGCCUCCUUGGCUACACCACUGUCUAAAGUUAUGAAUUUUGCUCGCAGACACUAAAUAAUGUUAAUGCCGAUUAUUGUCUGAUUUGGAAACACAGAUGAAUUUUGUUUUGAAAAACGAAGGAAUUUUUAACAACCAAGUCCUCAAGCCCUGGGCAAACUAGGAAACAUUGUUGCGGAAACAUUGUUUCCUACCAAUGUUUCGUUUCCAAGAGUGGGCAAACACUAGGAAACAUUAGUAAGAAACAUAGGGAAACAUCAAAUGUUUCUGAAUUCGCUAGGAAACAUUUUUGCUUCUCGGGAAGCAAACUUUGUUUCCGCAACAAUGUUUCCACAGGUGGGCAAACAGGAAAACAUUUGGGGAAACAUCGAGAAUCACAAAUGUUUCCACAACAAUGUUUCCUAGUUUGCCCAGGGCUUUAUCACUUUCUCAAACUACGUCUCGCUUGCUUAUUUCCUAUAUGUACUUUACAGACGUUUUUAUAGGUCAGGUGGUUUCAUUGCCUUGAAGUAUACUCCUUAUAUUCCAAUACUCCUUAUUGUUAAUUUCCCGUUAUUUCUGUUUUGAAGCUUGAUUCAUCCAAGGGAGAAUUGGCCAAGAAAGAUACCGAGUUGGUGGCUGUCAAAACGAAACUUGAAACAUUUGAGAAACAUCAGUCAGAUCUACAGGAGCAUAUCACUGUCUUACACAGUUCAAAUAAAUCCAAGGAAAAUCAUAUUCAAAACUUACAGCAAGAGGUAAGUUAGUUUGUUAGUAUAGGUAAUAGGACGGUUUCUCGUGAAAUUUGGAUAAAACAAGCACUCGUGCACUUUUUCAAAGACCUCAAAUAGCACUCGUUCUUCGGACUCGUGCUAUUUUGAUGCUCUUUGAAAAACUCACGAGUGCUUGUUUUAUCCAAAUUUCGUGAGAAAAUAAAAAAAUCACAUCAUACAAUGCUAACGGCUUUAAAUUUUCACUCAAACAUGUAAGUUUUGCUAGUUUUGUUUAAGGUAAAGUCUUUUCCAUCAAAAAAAAAGAUAAAUGCCAUAUUUUCCACCCGAACUCAACUUUUACUCAUGUAGCGCGGCCAUGUUUGUUUUGUUUUGAAGCAAUCUGUGACCGUUACUUGAUGACUGCUUUAAUUAAGCUGAUUGGUUGAUUUUAGAUCCCAUUGUUUUUUUCCACCAAUCAGAUCAGUUUGUUACAGAUUUUUGCACUGUGUUGUUACAGAUUUUUGCAUUGCUGUUUGAGAUUAAAGCCCAUUUUCCACUAGGCGCGAACAGUAAAAAAAUACAUAGGAAGUAGGAACUGGUCCAACUUUUUCGCGGCGAAUUUUUUCGCUGACCAAUCACAUUGCCAAGAUUUGUUUUUCGCUUCGCGUGAACAAAUUCGCCUAGUGGAAAAUGGGCUUAACUACACUGAAACAGGGUGCGAUAAUUCGCGUACUUACGUACCGGAGAUACGCCAAUAUUACGGUCUUUGUUUUUAGCCAAGGACCACGUAGGUACGCAGAACUCUUGCUAUCUGCGUACUUGCAGUUUGCUGGUACCACGUGACCAAGCCCGAGGUAUUCAAAACCGUGAUUUGGUCGGUAAAUGUGUAAGUUUGACACAUGUUGGCAUGAAACAUGAUUGGACUAUGGAAUCAAUUAUUGUGUUUGUAUAUUGUGAUCCUUGUUCUAACUCGUAUUCCGUCUAUCCAGUCCAUUAUAAGAUCAGUUCACACAGAAUGGAUAGACACUAUCAAAAAUGAAGCCAACUCGAAUGAGACUUGGAGCAAGUCUAAUUAAGAACUAAACGUAAUUCACGUGUUAUUACGUCCAUCAUGUACACCUGUAUACUAAAACACUGAGUGGCCUUUUCUUUAUUUGAUCCAUAGAACAACGUGUUAGUGGAGACAAUGCUGUAAGGAAAAUUACGUGGUCAUUAAAUUUUACUACAAUCCUUUGCGAACUUUAAUGAAAUAAAAGCAACUUCAAUAUGUCUGAUGCGCUAGUACAAAGCAAUGGUUUCUUGAGUUUUCAGAAGUAUACAAGGAAACAAUCGUAGUAAAUUCAAUAUACCAUAUUCAUGCAUGCCGCUCCUCUGUCUUUUCAAAUAUUAUAGUGCAGUAUGUCAGGAUUGCACGAGUUUUUUAUCAAAUACAUCUAAAACAAAACGAAAUAAAGUCAAUAUAUUAUACGAGGCAAUACCAUGCUAGCACGAAUUUUAGAACGUGUUUUAUUAUAACAAUUAUCUAUCUAUUUCUAAAUGUCAAGUUGUUAUUACGAAAAUAUUGAAAUAUUCGUCUUCUUGUCUUGUUAGCUGCGCAGUGUAAGAGAACGUUUGGAAGAUAAAGAGAAAUUAUUAGACACGAAAGAGAAAGAAGUAGUAUCUCUGACGUCAUUGCAAAGUCAAAACAGUGGCGAGGUUGAUGUUCUCAACACUUUGAUUCAAUCAAAAGAGAAACAAAUUGCGUCGUUAAAAGAAAAGGUACGGUGCUUCAAGUGGACUGGGUUCCAUACUACUACCUCUUUUCUAAGUAUUAUAAGUCCUUAAAAAUCCUGUACAAAUUAGUAAACUAUAUUUGACUUCGUCACUGUAGUUCUAAGACCCGGUCACAGAAUAUAGACACACAGAAGGUCGACUCAAAAAAGCGUAACCAAACGCCAAAAAAUCGUAACCGCUGCCACGCCAUGAAUCGUCAUCAAAACGCUGACGCCAUGGUCCUAGCCAGUGCGCUUAUGAGAGGCAUUAUUGAGUAAAAUCAUUUCAUACUCAGGACUAGCAUUGUGAAAAUUGUAAAGCAUAAAAGGUCGACUCCGUUUUUUGUACACCCCAUAUACCACACCAACGCAGGGAAUUUUGGCAGCGUUAGAAUUUCAUAAAAGCACAGUAAGACAGAAUUCAAACUAACAAAAUCCAUGCUUUUAGUGUUUAGCUUUAGAGAGUGAAGUAUCAGAGAAAGAUGACUUAUUAUCACACAGUAAAAACCGCGCCGCGAAUGUUGAGGCAGAACACAGCGAAAUAUCAUCAACAGUGAAAACAUUACAGAAAUCUAUAAAAGAUAAAGAAUUGAGGAUUGCAAAUUUGGAGCAGAAAAAUGAAAAUUUAUUGGAAGACCACGAGGAAGAGUCUCGUAAUAUGCAACAACAAAUUAAAUCUCUGCAGACAAAAAAUCUAGAAAAGGAGGUAUAAAAAAUAUAUUUUUGUUUUGCCCAAGUAAGUCUUUUACAGGAAAGGGGGGAGUGGCGUUACCUAUCACCAUUACUACAAUAAUGCCCCUGAACCCUUUCAGGGGCAAUGUUUCGCUCAUUCUACAGAAGAACAUAGUUGUGCUGAUCUCCAAAUGAUUAUGAACUUGGUGAACGUUCGCCCCACGAACACCCUCACGUCCCCUACCCUACCCUACCCUACCCUACCAGAUCUGGCUGAAUUCAUCUCUGGUCUUUAUCAUAUAAUGUAGGAUGACAAGAGUUAGGAUUACUUUUUCAUUUUAACUUGUGUAUACCCGUCACGUAAUUACCAGCAUAGACGGAUUUUCAUAUUUUUUACUGGGGUGGUGCCAGAAAUUUUAGGGGGGCGAGCCGCGAUAGGUGACUGAAGCAACACAAAGUGUCACCAAACCCCAGUAAGGUCUAUCUAUAUUCUAGGGGUGGAGCACUAGAGCCGCAAGUGGGAGUCUAGAGAGCAGAAAACAAAGUAUCCCUGGAAAUAUUGGAAAAAAAUCAUGAUUUCUAGCUUCGAAAAAACGUUUUUUAAAGUUGUCAUAUCAAUGGAUUUGGCCUGUCCGAUUUUCUGUUGAGACUUGAGAGAGUUAAAGUUAAAUGAACCUGUAAAAGUGUAAACCCAAUAGGCCAAUACACAAUAUGCUUUUACUUUUAUAAAAUCAUUGACAUUGUGUCGUUUGAAUCCGAGGACAAUUUAUGAUGCAACUCCCGAUGCAAAUAAUAUUUGGGACGUAAAGAUUAAAUCUAGGCAAGACUAUUUCCUAAAAGAAUUAAAAACUAAAAAUAAUGUUCGUAAAAUUUCCAAACGUUUCUUGCAAGCAAGCUAUUUGCAUGACAAGGCACUGCAAACUCUAUUCAGGGGGAGAAAAUAGAGUUUCAAAACUUUACAAUUGCUCCAAUAAACCAGUGAAUGCAAGCGAGGAGCAAUUAGUUUCAGAGUAUUGCACUGUCUUUUUCUAUUUGAGUGUACUCCUACGUUUAUUUUGUAUCAUCAACACUCUGCACGUUGGAGUGGACUAUUUAAUUAUUUUUUAUUAUGCCGAAUAUUGGGGGGGGGGUUGAAAAUUUUCUUGGAGGGGUGGACAUUUUGUUUGGGGAGGUUAUAGCUAAUAUUGGGGGUAGCACCCACUGCACCCCCCCCCCCACACACACACACAAAAUUCGUCUAUGAUUACCAGUAAGAAAGUCCUUAUACGAUAUGCUUUUGUUUAUUUAGGUCGAACUGCAAGAUAAGAUCGAGGAGUUAGCGAAACAACGAAACCAGAGUGCUCAAGAAGAAAACAGAGCAAGUUCUUUACAGAAAUCAAUACGAGAUAGAGAGAGUGACCUGGAUGAUUUGAAGAUGGAUGUUAAAAGAGUAAGUUAUAAAGCAGGAUGAAACAUAUUAGAGAGGUUCAGAUUUGACUACCACAACCAAUCAGAUGC
This is a messenger RNA of Paramuricea clavata, 6953 nucleotides long. The record is from the annotation of a GenBank genome assembly. NCBI's taxonomy places the organism in Eukaryota, Metazoa, Cnidaria, Anthozoa, Malacalcyonacea, Plexauridae.